Lymnaea stagnalis (great pond snail) is the source of this 5002-nucleotide messenger RNA. NCBI's taxonomy places the organism in Eukaryota, Metazoa, Mollusca, Gastropoda, Lymnaeidae. The record is from the annotation of a GenBank genome assembly.
AUGGAAUCUGCUAGAUCUGAUAUGAUCCUUUGUGACUCUACAGUCAACAAAUCUGAUCCUAAGUCUACAGAGUCUGUGAGUUAUGUUGGUUAAUAUUUAUCCUUAUUUUGGUUAGUUUAUAAUCAUUAUAUUUGUUAUGUAAUCCUUAUGUUGGUUAAUAUAUUAUCUCUAUGUUAGUUAAAGUUUUUAAUUUUUUGUAAAUAUUAUCUUCUUCUAUUCUAUGAAUUAGAAAUGUUUGGUUAUAUUCUAUUUAGACAAAUGAAAUGCACAGCAAAUUAAAGCAAAGAAACAGGUUACAGUUGCAUUUGAUUUCCCGUUUAGUGCAAGUGACAACAAUUGCCAAUUUUUUUAGGAACAUAACUUAAUUAAAUAGAUCUAGCACACUUAAAAAAAAAAAAUUAAUAUGAUUUCCAUUUUUUUUUUUUUAAUGAUCAUAACUUAAAAUUUCAAAGGAACCUACAGCCGCUCAGGGUGAAUUUUCGCUGAACUUGAACUGCUCAGAGAAAAUGGCCGGUAACCAAUAUAAUUUUUAUACAAUCUGUAGAUCAACAAUAUGUAUACCAACUAUAGCAGUGGUGGGCAAAUCAUAGCUCGUGAGCCGAUUGUGGCCAGUGUUCCUUUAAAAAAAAAUUAAAUAAUCAUGAAAAUGGAAAUGGAAAAAAAUGUAUGUGUAAUUUUAAUUUUCAUUUGGCAUUACUCUAUGGGGUUGUUUCACUUUACUGGUCAAAUCCCAAUUUUCUGAGGAUGGACAUGAUUCAUUGGGAAAAACGCAACUCCUCCACUUUCGCCAUUUAUGGCUUCCAUGCCUCGGUUACCUCUUGAAAUCUUGUUCACAGCUACAAAAGUUUGCCCGCCCCUGAACUAUAGGAACAUCACAUUUUUAAAGUUAAAAAAAAAACAAAUCGAGUAUUUUUUAAUUUUUUUAUUUUUUUUAGAAAAAAAGAUGUCGGUACUGUCAGAAAUCAAGGGUUUGAAGGCUCUCAAAUCGAACUUGGUUUGGGGUGGGGCCUCAGUGAUUUAUUCAAAAACAUUUCACCCCCUUUCCCACAAAUACCUUUUUUUUUUUUUUUUUUUUUUUAAAUAACAAAUUUUUUUUUUUUAACUCGUACCAAUUGAUAACAAUGGAUUUGUUUUUUAAAAUUGAAAAACUUGUUCACAACAUGGGAAACCUGCUUCCCACUGCACAUAGAUAACAAAUGAAAUAGCCUAAAGAUCUUUAAAUACUCAGCAGCUUGAUUCACUCAGAAGCAUGAAGCCCUGGGCAACUGCCCAGUCUGCCCAUGCCUUAAGAUGCCACUGGGGAUUAAUUUCAUGAUUUUCGUCAGGGGUUCAGGUUCUGUGUAUACGGUGUUUCUGUGGAGCGGGAGUUUUUCAAAGAUAAUUGUAGCAGAAUAGUAACGAAUUCAAACUGUUCAUCUUUGCACUAUGGAACAAGUCAGAUUUUGAGAAAAAUAUCAGCACAUAAUUUAGAUGAGUUUGAGCUUAAUACAAAUAUUGCACUUUUUGCAGGAAGAUUCAUUGUGGAGGAGGAAGAACAAGAGUUUCUUUUGGAUGAAAAUUCCUCAAGUGAUGAUGAUACUGAUGGAUCUUCAAGUGAUUUCUCCAGUGAAGAUUCCAGUAUGAGUAAUGGUCCUCCAUAUGAAGGGAUGGUGUGCGUUAGCAAAGCAAUAACAUUUUCAUCACAAAGGGACACAGGGAUCUUCAACAAUCUUGAGCAAACUGAGGUCAAACGAUCACAUUGUUGGAAUGGUGUUGGAAGUAAACGGAACCUACAACCUUACAUUGGUAAGUUGUCAGAUAAGAUAUCAAGAGUAUACUCAUUUGUGGUAGGCCUAUUUGUGUAUAAUAUCAGCUGAUCAACGCAAGAUUAUUUUUGAAACAUUUUAACUUCAAUAAAAACUAUUGAAUUGAACAGGUAAUACACAGUUAAUAUCACUAAAGUGCCACAUUCUUCAAUCUGACACUGCAACUGGAAGAUGGCAAAGAAAAGUAAGGGGCAACAUUAAGAUUGAACAAAACAAAUUAGAGCAGCAGUUCAGACUGGUCAUUACUCACAAGGUAUUCAGUGAUUUUGUGUUGUAAUAUUUUAAACGAUAAAGCUACAAAAUGAUUGAACUUGUGUGCCUAGAAAUAAUGCUCUGCACAGUUGAUUUAAAAAAAUGAUAAAAACUUUCCUUUAUAAAAGUAUGGAAGAAAAGUAAAAGUAACCCCUAAGUUUAUUAUAAGUAAAGAUGUCAAUUCAUUAAAAAAAUAUUUUAAUGUCCAGAAAAUGCCAAUGUUUUUAAUUGAAAAUGUUUGCUUAAUUUCUGUACAUGAAUUAUAUAAAGCACUUAAUAUGGUUUUUUUCAAAACUGCUUAUACAGACCAGGGAAAUGUUUGCAGACCAUGUCAUCACAUCCAAUAUGAAACUGUCGCCUUUGUCAAAUUCUGAUCGCACUCUAAUGUGUACCUGGGAUGUUGCUAACUCUAGAUUAAUUAAAAAAAGAGGGAAGAGUUCUGGACUUAUUGUGAACCCAGAGCCAUUUAUCAUCAAAGUUGUGGACACGACAAAAGCAAAACAACUUCUGAAGGUGUUUGAAGAUUGUCCGCAGCAAGUAAGUCCUGUGACAAUUGAUGAUUCCAGUGAAGACUCGAGUGAUGUCACCAGUGAAGAUCUCAGUUGGGAGGAAACAUCAAGAAAGGUCUUUACAUCAAAGGCUACAAAGGGUAGGACAUGUAGUGAUUUAAACUUUAGAAUCAUAAUAAGUUUUAUAUCACUUUAAUUAGACAAGAAUAAAGUUCUGAUGGAGAAACCAAUGCCCAGAAUAAGCUUAUUAAAAUCUAUAAGCAUUUUCAUACAUUCUGCAUUUUUAUCAUAUAAUUUAGAAGGGAAAGAUUUCUUCAAAAGCAUUUGUUAGCCUCAAUCCCUUCUGUUUUAGCAUAUUGACAUCAAACUUAAAAAUUAUAGGCAAAACAUAUUGUUGGUCUUUUUUAAAUUCAUAAAUUGUUAACGGUUUUUAAGUACAAAUUGGAAUAUAAGUAUUAUGAAGCGACAGUAAAAUGCUCUUUCUGUUGAUGACAUUAAGUAAUUUGGACAUUUCUUAGUUUGAUACAGAAACUUCUUUUGUAUUGCAAGAAUCAAACAGCAUUUUAAUAUGUGGUGCUGGCUGACACCAGCUUGAUAAAAUGUUUCACUGGAUCUUCUAAUAUUACAUUUCUAUCACAUUUAUUCAUUAAAAUAAUUUGCAGGUAACAUAAUAUCUAAUUGAUUUAUAAAGCAACAGGCCUGCAGACUAUAAGUGUAAAAUAUAAAAUUUAACCAGAAAAAUUGGCUUAGACAUGGCUAGUUUUUGCUUAUUAUUGUAGUGAAAAUGAUAAAUAGUCAUGCGCCCAUUAAUUGUAUUGUACUGGAAUAUGUGUUUCUCUCAAUCUGUUCAGAAUAAUAAAACAGGGAAUUGCAAAUUAAUUAGUUUUAUUCCAAUUAUAAAUGAUAAUUUGUAUUUAUAUAUUGUCCAUGAAAAUAAUCAGUCACUCACAAUUCUUUUUAUGAUGGAGUUUCGAUUUAUUACAAUUUUGAUAAUUUUGUUAAGCUUUCUGAAUUUACAAAAAAAAGUGUUGCCUUCAACAGGAUUAACUUUACAUGUGAUAAGCUGUCAUGAUCAGGCUGAGGUUGUCAUAAAGUAUUUAUAUUUAUAAAAUGUUUCAGAUGGCAGAAUAGGUCAAGAUAAGCACACACCAGACAGGGGCCAAGGCAAGUGGUAACAGCAACAUAUUUUUUUAAGCUUGGAAUGUACGAUUUUCACCAGAGCAAAGUGGAUGAGAAUAGAUUGAUACAAGUUUUUGAAGAUGAGAGUGAUGAGAAUAGAUUGAUGCAAGUUAUGGUACAGGAGAGUCAUGAAAAUAGAUUGAUACAAGUUAUGGUACAUUAUCAUUAUAUUGUGCUUUUAACCAAGUACUCUAUCCCUUGUGAUUUUUAGUUUUUCAAAAUUUUUAACACUUUAUUUUAACAAUAACUUCGUGAAAAUUUUCUCUUCGGAUUAAAUUCUUAUUAGUUCCUGGUAAUGUUACCAUUCUGAGCUUUCUCUCCUGUCAGGCUACUUUCAAAGCUACGUCUUUUUCUAAUCCUUUGGCUUUUGUUGUAUGUCAAUGAAACAUUCAACUGAAUGGUUCUAUUGUAGUUUUUUUUUUUUUAUUUCUUAUUCUUAACAUUCCCUUGAAUUUGAAAAGUGCAAUGAUAAUGUACAAUUGUUUGGCAUCAUGUGUCUGGUAUUUACACAACCUAAUCAGAAUGUUAAUAUUUUUUUUAAAAUACUAACUGAAUUUAGAUUUUUAUAUAAGUUUAAUUUGUAUCAUUGCGCAGUGAACUAAAAUAUGAUUUGAUGGUUUAUUUAACAUUAUAUUACACAACCUAAUUUUUAUUUCUUGAAAUACAUAGGUGAAGAAUGAGAACAAUGUUUAAGAGUAAUUAGGUUAGUAAAUGCUUUCACUAGGAAUAACUCAAUUCUGUAGCUGUAUACAUUUUCCAAAGAAUAAAAAAAAUUAAAAUAAUAAAAUACAACACAUGUGGAAUAAAAAAAAUCCUUUAUUUAUUUCAGAUUCACGUUUGAAAUUUGAUUUACAUACAAGUAAAAGAGACAAAACUUAUGUAGCAGAUGAAAACACCGGUGGCCAAAAAUAUGAGUUAAGAAACAAAGGCAACACAAUGCAACAAACGACCGCUGGUAAACAUAGUAUAUCUAAUGAUGAAGAGCACGACAAUGAAACAACAGACAAUGAAGAUGAUGUAGAACAAGACAAUGUAACAACAAACAAUGAAGAUGAGGAUGAACAAGAGAAUGAAACAACAAAUGAUGAAGAUUAUGAAGAACAAGACAAUGAAACAAACAAUGAAGAUGAUGAAGAGCAAGACAAUGACACAACAAACAAUGAAGAUGAUGAUGAACAAGACAAUGAAACAACAAACAAUGAAGAUGAUGAAGAACAAGACAAUGAAACAACAAACAAUGAAGAUGAUGAAGAACAA